ACGGUAGAAUCCAGGCUAUUAAGGAAGAAUCGCAGCAAUUCCCCAAUCCUAAUGAAGUAGUUCCUCUGGAAUCCAAUGAACAACAAGCAACCAAGUUGCUGACAAAUUGGCUUAUGUUAGUGUUUCGUGGUGGGAUACUUGUCAUCAAGCCACUCUAUUGCCGAAAUAUGUCCCGUUUCUUGGAAUUUCGGUUUGUUUGAUUCAUUUUUUUCUUUCUUCAAUAAAUUUGGUGUUAUUUAAAAAAAAAAUCAAGGAGGCCUCUAACCAAUACAAGGAAACCAGCCCACAUAUAACACCACCCCAAACCGCAAAACCUUCUUCUUCUUCAAGAAAAAGCUUUGCAAAACCACCCAACUUGUUCGAGAACUCAGACGCUCACUGAAAAUGGAAUUCAUUCCCGAAGAAGGCACACACAACCACGCCGACGCCUCCACUCUAAUCCUGCCGGCGCUGUCGAUCGGAAAUGUGGGCCAGCUCGCCGUGGAUCUCUUAGUGGCGUCGACGAUGGCGGAGAGAGUCGGGUUUCUGGAUAGUCCGUAUGUCCUUCCAUGUGUUGGCAACGAUGCAUAUGGGCCUGUUCCUCAAGGCCACCUUGCUCUUCCUCUUGAAGCUUAUGAAUCGGCUUCUAAUGGAAUGGCUUUAAUAGAUUUUUUUUUACAGGGUAGGAUGAUUGAGUUUGCUAAGAAGUUGGCUGAUUAUGUUGCUGCGAGCGGGAAGAAGCAUGUGAUUGUGCUUUCGAGCUUGGACUUUGGGAGGUGGCAGAGAAUUGAUAUGUCAAGUGGUUCCCAGAUGCAUUACCUGUCUAGCAGCAAUGCCGAUGGAACAGAUGAUUACUGUGAACAGCUUGGGUGGAAAAGACUUCAGGAUUAUAACCCCAGUCAGAGGUCAUGGAAGUAUCUUAACACAUUAGCUGAUGGUAAUGCCAUGCCAGAGGACAGCUUACCUUUUGAAGGUGAAUUGGAAGAAGAAGAAUAUUACUACCCAAGCUUGCCUUUUGCAGCUCUCUUUUCUUCCUUCAAGGCAAAAGGAUCGAAGGUCACCUGUUUAUUAUGCUACUGCUCAGAAGGAGACAACACACCUGAUGCUUUCCAUUUGGCUGAAGCAGCAUGCAAACUUCUGGGUGUGAGUCCCAGUAAUUUCCAUGGCAACACUGAUAAUUGGCUUAUUCCAAUUUCUUGGAAGACUGUGUAUGGACCACCCGCAGACAUGUCUCUUUUUUAAGCAGGUAUAGGAUUCCUCUGAUCUGAGACUUUUGUAGGUACACUGGAGGCGUAUUUUCUUGGACUAGUAAUUGAAGGCGUUUUCAAAGGCUGACAAGAUCUGGGCAGAUCGGAGGUCAUUACCUGUUCAGAAGCUCAAUUUAGUUUCACCUCCAGCAAUGUCGUUUUGUAAUGCCUUGUUCCUCAUUAUCGGCUGUGAAUACAUAGAUGGGAUUCAUGAGCCAAGAUAUAUAUCUCGUGUUAGCUUAUUCAGUGUAGUUGUGCUGUCCCCAGCUGACAGUGAUGUAUGGCAUUAGGUAGCACUUCUUUAAUUGGCAAUUUGUCAUUUGACAGAAAUCUCUUAUUAGUAUUUGUAUUUUUCACAUUGCCAAUAUAAAAUAGCAAAGAGAGAAAAGAAUUUAACACAUUGAAAA
Rosa rugosa (rugosa rose) is the source of this 1633-nucleotide messenger RNA. RefSeq lists its product as uncharacterized. The transcript has 8 exons. The record is from RefSeq and is a predicted model, not a curated record. The coding region runs from base 385 to 1221 and encodes 278 amino acids. Gene Ontology annotation, biological process: proteasome assembly. Gene Ontology annotation, cellular component: nucleus; cytosol. NCBI's taxonomy places the organism in Eukaryota, Viridiplantae, Streptophyta, Magnoliopsida, Rosales, Rosaceae.